Messenger RNA from Suhomyces tanzawaensis NRRL Y-17324, 696 nucleotides. Its product is annotated as protein-S-isoprenylcysteine carboxyl O-methyltransferase. The coding region runs from base 1 to 696 and encodes 231 amino acids. The transcript has a single exon. Gene Ontology annotation, cellular component: endoplasmic reticulum; membrane. The record is from RefSeq and is a predicted model, not a curated record. Gene Ontology annotation, molecular function: protein C-terminal S-isoprenylcysteine carboxyl O-methyltransferase activity. Lineage: Eukaryota; Fungi; Ascomycota; Pichiomycetes; Serinales; Debaryomycetaceae. Gene Ontology annotation, biological process: C-terminal protein methylation.
AUGAACUAUGCCAAAUACAACCCCAUAGAGGUCAACCUUGCCACGGUUGUGGUCAAGGCACUCAUCCUCGGGGCUAUAUUCCUGGCCAACGCCAUCUUGGCCCUUUUCAACCAUCUCGACAUCAUUUCGACACCGCUCCAGCUCCAUUACUAUCUCAUGUUCUGGUGCAUUUUCCAUACCCUCGAGUUCGUGACGACGUGUCUCUUCAACAACUCCCAGGUCGACGAUGACUCGUUCAUCUUGGAGGACUGGGAUAUUCAUAGCAUGAACAUUCUUUGCAUAUCAGAGUUCGCAAUCAGAUGGUACUGGUGGAGCCAGAACCCAUGGAAGAUUACCUGGUACGCGGUUGGAUUGGUGGCUCUUGGCCAAAUCUGUCGCACCUUGGCCAUGUACACUGCUAGCGAGUCGUUCAACCACUACAUUCAACGUGAACAUAACGAAAAGACUCACCAGCUCGUUACCACUGGUAUAUACUCGGUGUUGAGACACCCCAGCUACUUCGGGUUUUGGUGGUGGUUCGUGGGGCUCCAAUUGUUCAUGAACAAUACUGUAACCUUUGCUGUGGGUGGCUACGUGUUGUGGAACUUUUUCAAUAAGAGAAUCCAGUUCGAAGAAGGCUUUUUGGUGAAAUUCUUCAAGGAUGCCUACAUAGAUUACAGAAAGAGAACCAUCACCGGAAUUCCCUUUAUCAAGUGA